AUUGGUGGAACUACACUACGUUGCCGCUCUAUUUAUUUAAUUUGUGUUAAAUUAAUAAAUAAGUAUGCUCAAUAUUAAAUCAGAUAUAUAAGUGAAAGUUUUAAUUAUGUUCUUAAUACAUAAUGAAGAAUAACCCAAAUAUGUGAAAGUGAAAUAAUUAUUAUUUAAUGUGGAAAGUAACCAAUUGGUAAGGUUUUGUUAAUACCCAUUUGAGUGAAACCAGCAAUCAGCUCCUUAAUGAUUUUACACUGAAUGGGAAUUCUUCGGUCAUACAAUGUGGUGGCGUGUUUGUUCCGUCGACCCUGGUUAGCGGUGCCACUUGGGCUGUGGGUCAUGGUGUCUGUGGGGUACUACUGGUGGCUCAUAACAUGUAUCAAGGACCUGGAGACACAGAACAGAUCAUUCCGGUCUCAACUACAGACACAAACUGCCAUGAGGAUUAUGCAUAUUGAUCCAACUCCUAGAUAUAAGAUACCUGAGAUCCCAGAUUCACCAGGCACUAUAUGUGAAACAAUACAUAUAUCUCUAGUUUGCAUGGGCAAGUGUGGUCAGAAUAUCACUCCCAUGCUCAAAUCUCUACUGUACCACCGACUGAACCCGAUACACUUCCAUUUGAUUGUGGACACAAUUUCCCAGGAAUUUUUCAGUAAACUUUUUGAUACAUGGGAUCUCCCUGAUGUAAACUACACUUGCUACAAUGCAGAAGACCAACUAUCCAAAGUAUCGUGGAUACCGGUCACACACUAUUCAGGAAUAUACACGUUAGUAAAACUCCUUAUCCCUGAUAUAUUACCGAAGACACUAAGGAAUGUGAUAGUGCUGGACUCUGAUCUCACAUUCUUAUCCGAUGUCGGCGAGUUAUGGGAAUUGUUCAAGAAUAUGACUAGCAAUCAGCUAAUAGGAUUAGUAGAGAAUGAAAGCAACUGGUAUUACAAACCGUUGCGAUGGCCGGCGCUCGGGCGCGGGUACAACACGGGCGUUAUGCUGCUGAGGCUCCACCACAUCCACGCCAGGACCAACUGGACCGUGCUGUGGCAUGAGACUGUACAAGAGAACACGAGGAAACUCGGUCAGACGGCACUGGGCGACCAGGACGUCAUAAAUGCCAUCAUAAAGAUGUAUCCGGACACAGUGUACAAUGUAAGCUGUGGAUACAACGUGCAGAUGUCAAUAACGACGCUCUCAAAGAAUUGUUAUGGGGAAGAUCCUAAGAAUGUUAAGGUGGUACACUGGAACUCGCACCACAAGCAUAACAUAAGCCUCAGCGACGCCGACUACUUCCGCAGCCGUCACCACACGUUCGUCAACAUGGACGGGAACCUGCUUCGCAAGAAACUGCACAUUUGCUGGCCAAGCCCAUCCACCAACACCACCGGUAACAAUUCAGACCUGUGCACGAGUUUCCGUGCUGCGUCGCGCGCGCGCCUGCGCACCCACAUAUACUACAUGGAGUACAGCUAUCAUAGUGAGGACAGCUUCGACGUCACACUGGUUCUGCAACUCUCCAUGGACCGGCUGCAGUUCCUCGAGAGGCUCGUCAAGUAUUGGGAAGGUCCACUAAGCGCGGCGAUCUACCUGGCCGACUGCGAGGUAACGAAGCUGGAGAGCUUCAUACAAGACUGGUCUUCCACGCUCAGCUCGCGCAAGAACGUCGCCUAUCACCUGGUGUUCAAACAUGACGCGGUGCAUUACCCAGUGAACUAUCUGCGUAACGUUGCGCUGGCGCACGUGACGACGCCGUACGUGUUCCUGAUGGACGUGGACUUCGUGCCGAUGGAGGGGCUGUACCAACACCUGCUGGCCGCGCUACGAGCUAUCAACCCUUAUCCCCAGAAGAAGUGCCUAGUGGUGGCCGCGUUCGAGUCGCAGCGCUACCGCGCCGUGCCGCCGCGCAACAAGGCGCAGCUGCGCGCGCGCCUGGGGAGCGGCGCGGGGAGAGCGGCGGGCGCAGCGGGCGCGGGGGGAGGGGCAAGGCGUGCGCGGGACAUCGCGCCCUUCCGCGCGCACGAGUGGCCGCGUGGCCACCGCGCCACCAACUACACCAGGUGGAUCAAUGCCACCACGCCCUACGAGGUGGAGUGGGAGGCUGAUUACGAGCCCUACCUCGUGGUGCAUCGGUCCGUACCCAAGUAUGACACGCGAUUCUCUGGCUUCGGAUGGAAUAAGGUAUCGCACAUAGUGGAGCUGCGCGCGCAAGGCUACCGCGCAGUAGUACUGCCCGACGCGUUCGUGCUGCACACCACGCAUGCGCCGUCCGCAGACAUCACCGCCUUCCGCGCCGACCCGCACUAUCGCAUUUGCCUAGCCCUGCUGAAGCAAGAGUUCCUCGAGGACCUGUCGCGGAAGCACAACGUGUCCCUGAACGAACACAAGCGGGGGCUCGAGCAAGACCGGCUAUAUCUCGUCAGAGCGCGGGAGAUACGAUAGCUUAUUUUUUACAUACAUGAAGCUCGGUUGCUUCUAUGCUGUUCUGGGAGCAUAUAAAAACAUAGAACACGUUCAGCUGCUUCUCUUCCCGGGCAUGUCGUAAAAACCGACAGAGGGAUUGUGUCCUCUAACAUGAUGGACUAAUGUUAUGGGCGAUAGGCUGAUCCCUUAUCACCAUAAGGUUCAUCAUAUCCAUCUUUGGACUUCGUAUCAACAGUGGCUGCAAGUUGUCUUUGAUUACUUGUGGCUCUGCCCACCCCAUUAGGGAUUACGGGCGUGAGUUUAUGUAUGUAUCUAUGUAUGUAUGAAGCUCGGUGAGGGGUGGCUACUUAGUCCAUCUUGCGAUGGAUGUACCUCUGCCUACCCCAUUGGUUUAUAGUCGUGAGCUUAUGUUAUGCCACACAAAGUCAAGCCAGGGUAUGCAGACCCAAAGCAGAGAAUAAAGAAAAAACAUCGUGAGGAAACCCACAUUCCCGAGAAAUGCAUUUCGGAGGUAUGCGACCAAACCUGUAUUGGCUGGUUUUCCCUUCGCGGGUUAGAUUAGACAGGCAGUCGCUGUAUUAAACCGGACCUGUCAAAUGUUCAGGUUAGGUAAGCGGACCCUGUAAUCGCAACGCCAUCGCAGAUAUGGUAAUAAUAAAUGAUCGCGUUUGACCCCAAUUUCUACACAUGGCAAAUAAGCGGCCUAAUGACACAUCCCGGGCACUUCAUACAAAAAAUCCUCGUUUUACACAUACAUUACACAUUGACAUUAUCGUAUACGCGCAUCUGUGUGUGUGACGUCUGACGCCCAUACGAUUGAAGACUAACUAUGGCCGAGGGGGUGAGGUGAACCUAGCUCAGCCGCUGGUGGGGAGCGGAGAGUUGCCGUUAUAUACGUAGUAUUAUUUCUUAUUCUAUGCUAAGGGUCAGCACAGAACAACAGCAACAACUUGAAAAACUUUCUGAUUAUACCGGAAAAGAGUAUCAUUGUCAUAAAAUCAAUGAAUAAAUAAAAUACAUUUACGUAUUUCAAGUUACAAUCUGACUCAUGUAAGGGUUAGGAAAUAUCUUUCCUGCUGAUGAUGAUCACACACUGCUCGAGCGGAAUUCAAGAGGAUGUCGUUGGGUCUGUGUUGACUUAGACAUUAUAAAGAGAAGUUUAGAAGCUAUACAUAAAAUUUAAUGUAUGUGCCCCUGGGUAAAUUAGUUCAUAAAAUCGGCCUUACACCAUAACUGUGCCAAUGUACAGUAUACACAAGGACUUAUUUUACUUGUUUUAGUAGAAUCUCGAAUAAAUUGUUAGUGAAAAAUGAUGUUGGUGGCGAUUCGGGCAACCAACCUAAUUUUAACUUAAUUUGACAGGAUCAAAACUAGCUCUGUCUCUUUCUUGCACUUAUUGUAAGUGAAGGACGGCACUAGUUAGGAAUUGUCAAACUAUAUUUAGAUUAAGUUCGUGUGCGCCCGAAUAGGUACCAUUUAAUCUAUGGGCUGUGAGAAUUACAUGUAUUGACCGAAAAAGUACACAAAUAACUGCACAUUAGUACCUAUAGUUGGCUACUUGACAGCUUUCGGAUGAGUAUUUUAAAAAUGAUUAUUGAUUAUUUUGUACCUCUUAAAAUAUUUUAUUUUCUCAAAAAAGUUUUAUGUACUAGAAAAAAAAAACACAAUUUAUUCAAUUAUUUUAAAUUUCGCGCGAAAACGAUUGGUCACGUGACAUUCUGCCCAGUGACGUCACAUUUCAACGAACAGAAACUGUCAAACAGUGUAACUUGACACGAGACAUAGUUUUUGUUUAUUUUGUGAAAUGUGACGUCACAUGAAACUCAAUCAUGGCCGCCCGUGUUUCGGGUUUUGUAAUACACAGAUAAAAAACCGCAUUUUUAUUUUGUAAAAAUAAAAUAUUUAAAAAUGACCUUAAUAAAAAAAUAUAUGGGAUAAUUAUCGUUAAAUGAUAAACUCCAAUAUCCGACAUAUUUCAUAAUUUUAUUGUUACAACUGUGAAGUAGCCAAUUAUCUCUCAAUGUUAUUUCGACACAAAUAUUAAUUGAAGUAUUAUUGUUAGUGUAUUGGCCCUUCCCAGUUUUUAUGGCAGUAUUUUUCUCAGUGUAAGCUUUAAUGUUUAUUUAGAAAUUAUUUUAUAUAAAGUUUCGUCACGAAUCAUCAUCGUAUGAUUUGAUCGUCAUCACACUACUUAAAAGACAAAAAUGUCGUACGUGAAAUCAAUUACGGUAACAUCGCAAAAAAUUGAUGUUUUGAAGUGUGGUUGUGUUAUACAAAAUAAAAAGCAUUACUUUCUCUACUGUCUACACACAGUAAUAUUUAACAUAAUAGUCGCGCUAUGAUUCCAGUACACCUUCUAAUUUUAUUUUAUGUCCUGUCAUUUUCUUAUCCGCCGAAAAGGAAAGGGACGGGUAAUCGACAGCCCUAAAAUUUCUGUAACACACGUCAAUUUUAGGCAGAAAUUUAAAAAAAACCUCUCCAAAUUUUACAUUGACCAAUGACUCGACUGAAUUAAGUUGACUGCACACGUCAAACGGGUUUCAUAUCAGCGAGAUGCCUAUUUCAUUCGCCCGGGUUGUUCAUUCGGUCACUCAUUCAUUUUUAAAUUAACAACCGUCAAUCAUCCGUCCCUUUUCUUUUCGGCGAAUAAGGAAAUGACAGAACAUAAAAUAAAAUUAGAUUAACACACACACAGACAGGAGUCUGGAGUAUAAUAUAGUCUUCUAAGUUUGUUGCAAUAAGUUAUUUGAAUAGUGAGUAUUACUGCAUUAAAAACUAAACUGUCAAUCAAUCAAUCAAAUCAAUUCAAUUCAUCACUUCAAUUAACUUGCAUCAGUCAUAAAUAUGUAAGUAUUACAUUCAGUUAGUGAACAAAUUAAUAAAUAAGUUUCAACUCAAACACACAAACUCUAAAAUCGCUUUUUUUCGAUACUGUUUUUUUUUUCAGUUGUUAGUAAUGAGUAUGUUGGUACUGAUGAGUCUUUUUCCUUUUUAUGUAAGUGAAUCGAGCCUAAAUGUAUACGUUAAACGAUGCAAUUUAUUGAGCCUUAGUCUAGCUAUGUAUAGUCAUGAGCAAUACCUUGUAUCCACUUUAGAGCCCUGUCGCAUUAACAUAUUUGACAUUUAGUGAAAGUUACAGUUCAAUUUGUCAUAAAAGUUAAUAUGACAUGGUACUAAAGUGUAUACGUAUUAAUGUUUGUGACUGUGCGUGAUAAGUAUAUUUGUACAGCAUAAUUUGUUUGUAUACAUUUCAACGUCGCAUAAUUAGAGGAACGUAUCUCACUUCUCUUUCGUACUAAGCUGUUCACCGUUAAUACGAAAGGUGCAUAUCCCUUGUCUCUUUCGCUCUAAGCGACGUGCUAUACCUAUCCUGAUGUAAUUCUAAUUAUGCUACGUUUAAAGAGGCAUAAGCACCGUAGCAAGUAAGGACUCCUUUCAUCAAAUGAGAC
Molecule: messenger RNA, 5858 nt
Organism: Pectinophora gossypiella (pink bollworm)
Lineage: Eukaryota; Metazoa; Arthropoda; Insecta; Lepidoptera; Gelechiidae
Product: xylosyl- and glucuronyltransferase LARGE2-like
Exons: 13
Coding region: 253-2427 (724 amino acids)
Biological process (GO): protein O-linked glycosylation via mannose
Molecular function (GO): xylosyltransferase activity; glucuronosyltransferase activity
Source: RefSeq, a predicted model, not a curated record